This is a messenger RNA of Vigna angularis (adzuki bean), 3140 nucleotides long. RefSeq names its product AP-3 complex subunit delta. Gene Ontology annotation, biological process: Golgi to vacuole transport; protein targeting to vacuole. The record is from RefSeq and is a predicted model, not a curated record. The coding region runs from base 61 to 2985 and encodes 974 amino acids. Gene Ontology annotation, cellular component: AP-3 adaptor complex; endosome membrane; membrane coat. NCBI's taxonomy places the organism in Eukaryota, Viridiplantae, Streptophyta, Magnoliopsida, Fabales, Fabaceae. The transcript has a single exon.
UUUGUACUCGGUUGAAUAGAAUUAUUGAUUCUGUUGGAUGCAGUAACAGUGGAAUCCCCAAUGGCGGGUUCUUCGAUCAUGGAGAACCUCUUCCAACGCUCGCUGGAGGAUAUGAUCAAAUCCAUGCGCCUCCAACUCAUCGGUGAAACUACCUUCAUCUCCAAGGCCACGGAGGAGAUCCGCCGGGAGAUCAAAUCUACCGACCAGCAAACCAAAUCCACUGCGCUCCAGAAGCUCUCUUACCUCUCUGCCGUGCACGGCGUCGACAUGUCCUGGGCGUCCUUUCACGUCGUCGAGGUCAUGUCCUCCUCCAAGUUCGCGCACAAGAGGAUCGGUUACCACGCCGCUUCCCAAUCCUUUAACGACGACACGCCGGUGCUCCUACUCAUCACCAACCAGCUCCGCAAGGACCUCUCCUCCACCAACGAAUUCGAGGUAAGCCUCGCUCUCAAUUUGUUGUCGCGAAUUGCCACUCUCGACCUCGCGCGCGAUUUGACGCCCGAGGUUUUCAAAUUGCUCUCCACCACUAAGGUUUUCGUCAGGAAGAAGGCUAUCGCCGUGGUUUUGAGGGUUUUCGAUAAGUACCCCGACGCUGUUAGGGUUUGCUUCAAGCGCUUGGUUGAGAAUCUCGAGAGUUCCGAUCCUCUGGUUGUGACCGCCGUGAUUGGAGUUUUCUGCGAGCUGGCUGCCAAGGAUCCUAGGUCAUAUCUUCCCUUGGCGCCGGAGUUUUAUAGGAUUUUGGUUGAUUCUAAGAACAAUUGGGUUUUGAUCAAGGUGCUCAAGGUGUUUGCUAAGUUGGCUCCCUUGGAGCAUAGAUUAGGGAAAAGGAUUGUUGAGCCGGUUUGUGAUCACAUGAGGAGGUCUGGGGCCAAGUCCUUGGUGUUUGAGUGUGUUAGGACUGUGCUCACUAGCUUGAGUGAUUAUGAGUCAGCUGUUAAGCUCGCGGUUGAGAAGGUUAGGGAGUUGGUGGUUGAUCAGGAUCCCAAUCUUAGGUAUCUUGGGCUACAUGCACUUUCGGUUGCUGUACCCAAGCACUUGUGGGCGGUCUUGGAGAAUAAGGAAGCGGUGGUAAAGUCGUUGAGUGAUGAUGAUUUGAAUAUCAAGAUUGAGUCUCUGCGAUUGUUGAUGGCCAUGGUAUCUGAGAGCCAUGUUGCAGAUAUCUCCAGGGUGUUGCUUAAUUAUGCGUUGAAAUCUGACCCUGGAUUUUGCAACGAGAUAUUGGAUUCCAUUUUGAGGACAUGUUCUAGAAAUUUGUAUGAGAUUGUUGUUGACUUUGAUUGGUACGUGUCUCUUCUUGGAGAAAUGGCCACGAUUCCUAAUUGCCAAAAGGGGGAAGAGAUUGAAACUCAGCUUGUUGACAUUGGCAUGAGAGUUAAGGAUGCUAGAAUGGAGCUCGUUCGGGUGGGGCGUGAUCUGUUGAUUGACCCGGCAUUACUGGGUAAUGUGCACUUGCAUAGGAUAUUGUGUGCUGCUGCUUGGGUUGCUGGAGAGUAUGUUGAGUUUGCAAGCAAUCCCUUUGAACUCAUGGAUGCACUCCUACAGCCUCGUACCAGUCUCUUGCCACCAUCCAUUAGAGCAGUUUAUAUUAACUCUGUUCUUAAAAUUUUAAUCUUUUGUCUCGACUGCUACCUUUUGCAAAAUGAUGGUUCUGGAUCUUUAUAUUCUGGUAAUUUGGAAGGGGAACAAUCAGAGUUGUUUAGUGCAAAAAAUGACACUGAGGCUACGAAAUUGGCAACUUGUGGAGGUUCAAAUUAUGAACAGGAUGUUGGUUUUAACCCAAGGAAUAUAGCUGACUCUUCUGAAGAUCUCUCUGUUGAAAAUGGUAUAGAUAGAGUUGCUACUCAUGGUAAAACAUUUACAUCUACUCUAGUGGCAGGGAAGAAUUUCUUGUACGAAUCUAUUGUAAGCUUAUUGAAUAGAAUUGAAUUAAUUUUUGGCCCGCUAAUAACAAACCAGGAUGUUGAAGUGCUGGAGAGAGCACAAAACAUACUUUCCCUUGUUCAGUUGAUUAAAGAAGAAAUAAUUGAUAAUUCAGUCCAGAGUGUGGACACCGUAGAAAAGAAAGAUACUCGAGUUUCAACUAUUAUCAAUUUGAUGCGUGAUACUUUUACUACAGAACUUGGUCCAGUCUCAGUAAGUGCACAGGGCAGAGUUGCUGUGCCGGAAGGACUAGUUCUUAAAGAAAAUCUUGAUGAAUUACAAGCAAUAUGUGGUGAUACUGAACUAUCUUCAUCAAGUUCGUUUGCCACGGGGGCCCCUCACGGUAUCACUAUUUCUGAUGGUUCUUCAUCUAAUCUUCUGCAAAAUGAAGAGUUAGGGCCUUUGAAUGAAUCCACAUCCUUGAUUGAACAUCGUAAGAGGCAUGGGUUAUAUUAUCUUCCUUCGGAGAAGAGUGAGAUUGUUCCAGAUGAGUAUCCUCGUGCAAAUGAUCCGAAGUCAAACAGUAAUAUAAAUGAUGAAGCUGCCGAACUAGUCAAGCUGACAGAACAAUCACUUAUGAAGAAAAGGACAAACCAAACAAAGCCCAGGCCGGUAGUAGUGAAAUUGGAUGAUGGAGAUCUGGCACCAAUUUCAGUCAAAAGGCCAGAGCCUAGGGACGAUUCUCUUUCUGGUGCCAUACAAGAUGUUCUUCUAGGAAGUGAAAGUGGACCAAGUGUGUCUCAAAGUUACCCUUCUAAUAAGUCAUCAAGGAAGCAGAAAGAGAAAAAGAAACUAAGCUCGAAUGGUCGAUCUGAAAUGAAGGAAAAUGCAGUUGAUUCAGAAAAGCCUGACCCUGAAAGAGCAAAUUCUAGUAGCAAAAAUCAUGGUCAUAGUAAAGAGAGAAAACACAGAGGAAAAGAAAAGAUUGUUGAGGGUGAAGAGCGUGAUCAGGAGGGAAAGAAAAAGAGUGGCCACGGCCGUGGUAGGAGAAAAACUCAUCACAGAGCGAAGUCACCCUUAAGUGUGGCUUCCCAAACUCCAGUCAUUCCUGAUUUUCUUUUGUAGGAUUUAAGGAUUGGUUUGAUUUCUCAUCACCUGUCUUUAUUGACUGAGGCUGUUUACAUAUUGUAUUCUUUGUGCAGAGUUCUUGAGUUAGUUCUGUAGAUUUUACUUAUUUUUUGGUCAUUUGUUAUGAUUUCUUAAUACUAUAUUCCUUGUCA